Balaenoptera acutorostrata (minke whale) is the source of this 1265-nucleotide messenger RNA. Its product is annotated as cytochrome b5. The transcript has a single exon. The record is from RefSeq and is a predicted model, not a curated record. Gene Ontology annotation, cellular component: mitochondrial outer membrane; intracellular membrane-bounded organelle. Gene Ontology annotation, molecular function: heme binding. The coding region runs from base 101 to 505 and encodes 134 amino acids. NCBI's taxonomy places the organism in Eukaryota, Metazoa, Chordata, Mammalia, Artiodactyla, Balaenopteridae.
GGCCCUGGGGAAUGUCCCAGGGCGAGUUCGCGGAGACGCCCGCUGAACUCCGCCCGGCUCCACUGCUCCUUUUAGGGCCUGAGGCUCGACGCGUUCCGAAAUGGCAGAGGAGUCCGACAAAGCCGUUAAGUACUAUACCCUGGAAGAGAUCCAGAAGCACAACGACAGCAAGAGCACCUGGCUGAUCCUGCAUUACAAGGUGUACGAUUUGACCAAAUUUUUGGAGGAGCACCCCGGUGGGGAAGAAGUCUUAAGGGAACAAGCUGGAGGUGAUGCUACUGAAAACUUUGAGGAUGUCGGACACUCUACGGAUGCUCGAGAAUUGUCCAAAACGUUUAUCAUUGGGGAGCUGCAUCCAGAUGACAGGUCAAAGAUAACCAAGCCUUCGGAAACUCUUAUUACUACUAUUGAUUCUAAUUCCAGCUGGUGGACCAAUUGGGUGAUCCCAGCCAUCUCAGCACUGGUUGUAGCCCUGAUGUAUCACUUCUACACAUCGGAACACUAAACACAUUCUCAGAAGCCAAUGGAAGAAAAGACUGCUUUGGUCUGGGGAGAAAGAAGCCACCGUUAACUGCUUCAACUGACAGAACCCUUCACCUGAAAAUGAUUUGAAUACACCUGUUUUCCUUUCCUCCUACAUUAGACACAAAACAAACCGAAAAGAACUGUUCUUUCUACUGCUGAACUUUUAGAGUAUGCCUUUUUAUUCAUCAGCUUUGUUUUGAUGUUCCAUCACUAUGUCAUUUGCUUAUUGUGGGCACAAUCUUUUAAAACAUACCACUGUGUUUGGCUGUCUGUUUGAUAUGUAAUUGUCUUUAAUGUUUGGAAUCUGAUUAUUUGGCAGUCAUUUAAUGUGCUAAUCUUUCAGAUCCAAGUUGUCUGUCUGAUGUGAGUAGGGGUGUCCUUGGAUCUCUUCUUGUGCUGCUUCAUCUAAUUGAAUAAUCAGGUAUUGCAUGUUUCCAAUGUAGUUUUUUUUUUUACAAGGAAAUUAAGGAAGGCCCAGAAAUAAUAGCUUAAAGAUUUCUAAUAAUUGUUCUACUUGAACAAUCAUAUAGAUGAUAAAAAGAGAAAGUGGCCUGCAAGACCUAGAAAAGAUACUCCAUCUUUUCUUUGAUUGAAAACACCAGCAACAUCAACAAAAGCCUGUGAACCAUGAGAGAACAUUACCACUGUCCCUUCUCUCAGCGUAAACAUGUCAUUCCGAAGAGAUUCUCAGUUAUACAGGUUCUCAGGUUUUACAGACCCCUCCUUCAGAGGUGAAAACU